Molecule: messenger RNA, 4818 nt
Organism: Talaromyces marneffei
Lineage: Eukaryota; Fungi; Ascomycota; Eurotiomycetes; Eurotiales; Trichocomaceae
Exons: 3
Coding region: 1-4818 (1605 amino acids)
Biological process (GO): chromatin remodeling; negative regulation of transcription by RNA polymerase II
Cellular component (GO): nucleus; chromatin
Molecular function (GO): histone binding; DNA binding; chromatin binding
Source: RefSeq, a predicted model, not a curated record
AUGCUUGCGUCAUCAAGGGACUUUUCGUCCGAGUCUGAGGACGCAGAUGAGCUGGUCGCUGAUUUGCUACAACGAUUCUCCUCGGUUGGCGAUUCAGCAAUUGGUUCUGUGCGAAAAUUCGUCACCCGAUCCGCUACUUCGGCCUCCGUUAUACCUUCAAUAUCAGCAAAUUCGGAAACACCCGGCGUACAAGCUGCCUCUAAGACGAAGAAGCCUCGGACCUUCGCUGUUGAAGUUCCUCCAUUACCGUCAAAUGCGGAAGGCUAUAAGUUCUUACCCGGUCAUUUUACAGCUUGGCGGAUUUGGGGACAUAAGCGCGUCGGUGGUAACGUGCUUUAUGAGGUGGAGCUUGCGACAUCGGAGAAGGAAUGGUUGAAAGAGGCUUUCGUGAAGACAUUAGAAAAUGGUCCCGAAGCCAUCGCGAACUUCAAGCAGAACGGCCCACCAAAAGUGAAAAGAGCCAAGGACUCCAUCGACGAUUGUGUAUCAGGGAGUUAUGCAAAAUAUGGCUCAGAAGAAUUUCAGCCAUCUGAAGGAGGGCGUGAGGAAGAAGAAGAAGAAGAAGACGAAGACGAAAUUGUGGUAGUCAGCUCAGUAAAGCGCCGACGCGGCCGGCCGCCAGGUUCGAGACGUCACAAACCCCGUAAUAAGUACGGCGAUGUCACAGACGAGGAAGACUCAGACAGCCGGCCAGUACGGCGAUCGCUCAGAGCCUCCAGGCCUAGAAUAUCUCGGUCUGUAUUCUAUUCAAAUGACGAGAUGUCAAGUGAUGAUGUCCUCGGGACUUCGACAUCCACAGCGCUACUGAAAAGGCGACGCUCAGGUAGACAAGCUGCCCAGCGCACAACCAAACGCAUACGGGAACAUCAAUACGAAGAUAAUGAUUCGCAAUCACGCAAGCGCGGUGUGCGAUUCUCAACAAGGACCGCUCAAGCUCAUAGAAACAAUUUCAGAGAGAGGCUAGAGGAUGACAUCUCGGAAGUGGAAGAAGCUUCACAGUCUGACAAGAGAUUUGCAGGAGCCAAGGAGAAAUUUCAUCGACUUUCUAGUGAUGACCCCUUCAGACAACGUCAUCGACAAGUAUGUGAUAGCUGCGAUAUUCAUGGAGAUGAUCGCGAGAAAGGUCCGCUUGUGUUUUGUCAGGGUUGCACGAACGCAUAUCAUAAAGCUUGUUUAGGUCCGCGAAGUCAACGAGAGCACUUGGUCACAAAGGUCGGCUGGGAUCACUUCGUACUGCAGUGUCGUCGCUGUGUGGGAACCGCUCAAAAGAAGGAUGCAACUGCUCCACAUCUAGGCCAUUGCACCGCUUGCAAUAAAGAAAACCCAGCAUGUCGGCCGUUUCGACAGCGACUCAACCCCAAGCAAGAACAACAACAGCGUGAAAGUAACGGUGGGGAGGACCCAAUCACAACAGUGAACGAUGAUCUGAUCAACAAUGUCGAUAACAUCAUGUUCCGGUGUGUCAACUGUCAGAGAGCGUAUCAUAUUAAGGAACUACCCCCAAGAUCCGACCCGAAUCCGGAGGAUACAGACACGGACAGCCCAGAGCCAGAUACUGACCCGGCAACUAUACGGCUCAAAGAAUACUCCAGAAAAUGGCAAUGCCAUACUUGCAUUUCAGCUCAUGGAGAGAUUGAAGGUCUUGUUGGCUGGCGACCGGUCGAUGCCGAUGCAUACAUUCCUGGAUACACGGCAAAGGACAUGAAAGAGACUGAGAAAGAAUAUUUAGUCAAGUGGAAGAAGAAGUCGUACAAUCGCACUACGUGGAUGGAAGGUUCCUGGAUUUGGGGAGUCGCUUCACACCAUAUGCGAAAAGCGUUCCUCAAGUCGCCCAAAGGCCUGAAACCUCAAAUGACGACUGAGGAUGCCAUCCCAGAAGAUUAUUUAAGGAUUGAUAUUGUAUUCGACGUCAAGUACACGAACAUUGCUAGCGCACAUUCAAAGGAAAUCGAUCUUGCGAGGGUGAGGGAUGUCAAGGAAGCCUAUGUCAAGUACAAAGGUUUACUUUAUGAGGAUGCCGUUUGGGAAACCGUUCCUUCGUCAACCGAAACAGAACGUUGGAAUGACUUCAAAGCUGCGUAUGACGAUUGGGUCUUGAAAGACUAUGUCAAGGUGCCCAAAGGUUCUUCUCUAAAAAAACACCUUGAAAUUGUUCGAGGACAAGACUUCAAAACGUUGGUGAAAAAGGCUCAGCCUAGUUGUUUGACUGGAGGCAAAAUCAUGGAUUACCAAUUAGAUGGUCUCAACUGGCUAUACUACAAGUGGUAUCAAGGACAAAAUGCUAUCCUCGCCGAUGAAAUGGGACUGGGCAAAACAAUUCAGAUCAUUUCUUUUCUCUCGACAUUGAUUGAAGAUCAUAAGUGCUGGCCUUUCUUGAUUGUCGUACCGAACUCGACUUGUCCAAAUUGGCGUCGAGAGGUCAAGAAGUGGGCACCUUCGCUUCGCGUCGUCACAUACUACGGCAGCGCUGUAGCGCGGAAACUUGCACAUGACUACGAGAUGUUUCCCAAGAAUGCUCGGGAUCUCAGGGCCCACGUACUAGUGACAUCUUAUGAAACCAUGGUUGACGACAAAGCUCGAAGGGUUUUAGCAGGUAUUCCUUGGGCUGGCCUGGUGGUGGACGAAGGUCAGCGAUUGAAAAACGACAGAAACCUUUUGUAUUCGUCUCUGUCUAGUAUCAACAUCCCAUUCAAGGUACUAUUGACGGGCACGCCGCUGCAGAACAACAUCCGCGAGCUUUUUAAUCUCAUUCAAUUCUGCGAUCCGACCCAAAACGCUCAAGACCUAGCCGCAGAAUAUGAGACUUUGACCAAAGAAAAUGUUCCCGAACUGCAUGCAAAGAUUCGUCCUUUUUUCCUACGCCGUACAAAGGCACAAGUUCUUACAUUCCUUCCACCGAUGGCACAAAUCAUUAUCCCUGUUACAAUGUCUGUUGUGCAGAAGAAGCUUUACAAGUCGAUUUUGGCAAAGAAUAGCAAGUUGAUCAAGUCAAUCUUUCAAAGCAAUCAAGACGCACAGAACAAGCAGAAUGAACGUCACAGCUUGAGCAACAUUUUGAUGCAGUUGCGCAAAUGCCUGUGUCACCCCUUUGUAUACAGCAGACAGAUUGAAGAGCGUAUUUCGAAUCCCACCUUGUCACAUAGGAAUCUUGUGGAAGCUUCAGGCAAACUUCAGCUGCUUGAGCUAUUGCUGCCAAGACUCAAAGAACGAGGCCACCGAGUUCUUCUCUUCAGUCAAUUUCUAGAUAAUCUAGAUAUUGUUGAAGAUUUCCUGGACGGUCUUGGACUGCUCUAUUGCCGUCUCGAUGGUUCCAUGGGCGCUCACGAAAAACAGAAGCAGAUUGAUGCCUACAAUGCACCCGAUUCUAAGUACUUCGCUUUCCUUUUAUCGACGAGAUCUGGUGGUGUGGGUAUCAAUCUUGCAACAGCAGAUACCGUCAUUAUUAUGGAUCCUGAUUUCAAUCCGCAUCAGGAUAUUCAAGCAUUAUCUCGCGCUCAUCGUAUCGGCCAGCAAAAGAAAGUCCUCGUCUUCCAGCUCAUGACUCGUGAGAGCGCCGAGGAAAAGAUUAUGCAGAUAGGUAAAAAGAAGAUGGCCCUUGAUCAUGUUCUCAUUGAGAAAAUGGAUGCAGAUGAAGACGAAGGACUGGACUUGGAAUCCAUUCUCAGGCACGGUGCCGAGGCGCUUUUUGAAGAUGAUACCACAGGAGACGUUCAUUAUGAUGCGGAGUCCGUCGAAAAACUGCUUGACCGUAGCCAAGCUGAGAAUACUCAGGUUGGAAAUGACGCAUCCGCAGAGUCUCAAUUCAGUUUUGCUCGAGUGUGGGCGAAUGAUAACGCGGCACUUGAGGAUCGAUUGGGUGAUUCUGAGGCCGCUACCCCGGUUAAUACCAAUUUGUGGGAAAAGAUUCUUGCCGAACGACAAAAGGCAGUGGAUGAGGAAGCUUUGGCAGAUGCACAAGCACUUGGAAGAGGAAAACGGAAGAGAGCUGUGGUGAACUACUCUGCUAAAGAUAGGGAAGAUGAGCAACUAUCUCCUGGAGGCACAAAACGAGCCAAGGUGCAGCCUGAGAGCGACACUGAGUUCCACGCCAAGGGAGAUUCAUCUGAGAGUGAUGAUGAUGAGCACGCCUUGCUUGAACUUGAGCAAACCAAGACGGUCAAAGCUCGCCCAUUUAGACGUGUCAAUCCCAACAAACUCACGCCGGACCCUCAAAAUGGCAAUGCAGGUCUUCCCAAUAGACCUGUAGAUCGAUUGCUUCCUUGCCUUGCCUGCAAUCAGAUGCAUCCUGUCGGCUACUGUCCAUUGAAGCUCGCCGGUGUUGAACACUGCGGUCUUUGUGGUAUAGCUCAUCUUGGCUAUUCGCGAGUCUGUCCUCAUCUCAAUUCGGAAGAGCAAAUAUUAUCCAUGCUACAAUCUCUGAGGCAGAGCACUGAGCCUAAAUGGCUUGUGGAUUCUGCCAGGCACUAUCUUUAUAACGUCAAGGGAGAUCUCGCCAAAAGGAAGAGAGCAAAGGCUGACCCGAAUCGACCCACCUCCGCUGCACGUCCUAUGCAUUCUCAACUUGACGCCAGCCAUUCCAUUUUCCAGAACGGUAGAGGUUCUGGUGCUCCUGCUUCCCAUCUCGGGUAUCCUCCACGUUUAGCCAGUAAUACCCUUUCGAAUCCUUAUCUCCAGAACUAUUCUAUCCCCUCGUCCAGUUCUAAUAUACCUCUAAAUGCGCCUUCGCAACCUGGGCCCUCAUCAUACUCUCUGCUUCCGUCCAAUGGCUUCAGACAGCCCCCGGCCUCUACCUCCGCCGUAGAGCGUCAUCGGAACUGA